This is a messenger RNA of Symbiodinium natans, 894 nucleotides long. The record is from the annotation of a GenBank genome assembly. NCBI's taxonomy places the organism in Eukaryota, Dinophyceae, Suessiales, Symbiodiniaceae.
AUGAGGCUGGCAUGGCUCGUCCAGAACACCAUUGGUGGCCUGCGCCCACUUCAAGGCGCGGCGGCCCGCGUGGUGCAGAGUGCCGUGGGCGCGACAGGAGGGUUGGGCCUGCAGCGUGGGGAUCUGUUGGCGCUGGUCGGCGGCCAGAGCCCAGUUCUGGUGCUGCCUGGCGCCAUUUCCCAAGAGGUCUGCCGAGAAGCCAGCGACCGGCUUCUGGAGCAGUCCGCUUCCGCAGCAGCUUCAGGAGGCUCCCAAGCCCGGCGCUUUGCGGAGUGGCGAUUGGGCCGCGAUCCGGAUGCACCAGCUUCGGACUACACAAAGCUGGGGUACACAAAGACUGACGUUCUCAUUCAAGAAGGCUUCCGCAUGACGGCAGCGACAGCUGCCCCAGAAUCCUAUCUGCAGCGCGCAGAGGAGACAACGCGGACCUUGUUGCAGGCCUUUCCUCCAGGCCAAUUCCCCUUGGACCUGAUCAGGGCAGAGCUCGAUGCACUGCCUGGGGUCAGCUGCCAGCUGGAGCGCUGCCCCAGCUCAGGGCGCGCCUUUCUGCCCUGCGUCGUGCGGCAAAUGGUGCCAGGUGGCCGGCGCCGCGAAGGCAAUGUGCACAUGGACAGCGUCAGACCUGGAAGCACUCUUUCGGUCAAUGUGUACUUGCGAGUCCCUGAGGAGACCUCGGGUGGAGAGUUGCUUUUGCAUCCGGUCCAGAAGGAUGCUCUCCAAAGAUAUCUGAAUGCGCACUUCUUCGAGACGAUUGACUUGCAGAACUUCUACCCAGACAAGAAGUUCUAUACGAAGGAGAUGCUCGACGGCAUCCCACCGAUAGUUUACAGUCCUCGUGCCGGCGACGUGGUUUUCAUCGACUCUUGGGAUGGAUGUAUUGCCCUUCUCACCUAA